This is a messenger RNA of Trichoderma reesei QM6a, 471 nucleotides long. RefSeq lists its product as uncharacterized. The transcript is spliced from 2 exons. Bases 1 to 471 code for a protein of 156 amino acids. The record is from RefSeq and is a predicted model, not a curated record. NCBI's taxonomy places the organism in Eukaryota, Fungi, Ascomycota, Sordariomycetes, Hypocreales, Hypocreaceae.
AUGUCGAGCACUCAGCCGUCCAACAGCUACGAGGUGGUGAGAAACAUCCCCAACGACCAGGCAAAGGCGAUCCUGCUCUCCCUGUGCACGAAUCCCGCCAUCUGCGCAAAGGUCGCCACGUACGCAAAGCGGCUCGAUGAGGAGGCGUUGUCUAAGAAGCACAAGCCCGACUCGACCAUUGCCAUCUGCGUGCAGUGCGACCAGCCGUAUUACGAGGAGGACAAUGACGAUACCAGCUGUGUACACCAUGAUGGUGUCUUAGAAGUCAACUACAAGGCAGAGGUCUGGGAGGAGAUCUCCGACGACGGCCCAAUUGACUCGUCAGACAACGAGGAAGACGUCCCCGAGGGCUUCAACUGGACCUGCUGCGGCACCAUCGGCACCUCUGAAGGAUGCAAAAAGGGCCCGCAUCAGUCCGACCCCGAGAAGUCGAGGAAAGGCGCUCAUGUUAAGGCCAAGGAUGAGGAGUGA